Trifolium pratense (red clover) is the source of this 3497-nucleotide messenger RNA. Its product is annotated as homeobox-leucine zipper protein ATHB-15. NCBI's taxonomy places the organism in Eukaryota, Viridiplantae, Streptophyta, Magnoliopsida, Fabales, Fabaceae. The transcript has 18 exons. Bases 793 to 3312 code for a protein of 839 amino acids. Gene Ontology annotation, molecular function: lipid binding; DNA-binding transcription factor activity; DNA binding. The record is from RefSeq and is a predicted model, not a curated record.
CCCGCCGCGCAAAUAAGGGCACUUUAGUCCUUUUCUACACCUAUAUUCCACUUCAAUUUUCUUAAAAAUUAAAAAUUAACACUGUUGCUCCAUUUUUUGAACUGAAAGCGAAAUAACCAAUAAGAAACCAAAUCACACACACACACACACCAGAACAAAAACAAAAAACAAAACAAAAAAACUCCCAAAACCAUGAAGAAGAAAACAUGAAGAACCAACUACAACAACAACAACACCACAACAUCCUCAACUUCAUGUUUCUCUUUCAACUACGUUUUCCUUUCUUUUUCUUACUUUAAUUCCCAAACCCAAAAAAACAUGUCACAUAAAAGUUACUAUUAUUAUUAUUAAAAAAAAAAAACACUUUUCCAGAGAUUCCUUCACAAAAAAAAACACUUUCCAGUUUCUCAAUCUUAUCUCUUCAAACAUCAUGUUUCACAAAACAUGAAGAAGAUCGUUGAAAAAACGGUGUCGUUUUAGUGUAUCAGAAUAUCUAAAUCGGUUCAAAGCUUUUCUAGCUGUUAAUAGUAGUACUUUUUUUUUUUAAGAAACCAGAUCGUUGUUAUUAUCAAGAUUAAGUUUUUCACAAGGCUCUGAUCUCAAAGAUUUCUCGAAGAUUUUAACGUGUUUUUCUUGUGUUCUUCACUGUCUCUUGUAAAGGAAACACUUUUUUUUUUUUUGCUUUCAAUGCAUGGUUUGGUUUAAAAAAGCAGUUAUAAUUGAAAUCUGGUUAGAAAAAGUUUAGUGGUUGGUGAAAGUGAUUUUGUUUGGUUUAGAGGUUUAGGAAAAACUAUGUCUUGUAAAGAUGGUAAAGGUGGAAAUGGAGGAAUAGAUAAUGGAAAAUAUGUUCGUUAUACACCUGAACAAGUUGAAGCUCUUGAGAGGCUUUAUCAUGAUUGUCCUAAACCAAGUAGUGUUCGUCGUCAACAGCUUAUUAGAGAGUGUCCUAUUCUUUCUCAUAUUGAACCUAAGCAGAUCAAAGUUUGGUUCCAAAAUAGAAGAUGUAGAGAGAAGCAGAGAAAAGAGGCUUCACGUUUGCAAGCUGUGAAUAGGAAGUUGACUGCUAUGAAUAAGCUGCUUAUGGAGGAGAAUGAUAGGUUGCAGAAACAAGUUUCUCAUUUGGUGUAUGAAAAUGGCUACUUUCGCCAACAUACAACCCAAAAUACUAAUCUUGCAACCAAAGACACAAGCUGUGAUUCAGCGGUGACUAGUGGUCAACGCAGUUUGACGGCCCAGCAUCCCCCAAGGGAUGCCAGUCCUGCAGGACUUUUGUCCAUUGCAGAAGAAACUUUAGCAGAGUUUCUUUCAAAGGCUACUGGAACUGCUGUUGAGUGGGUCCAAAUGCCUGGAAUGAAGCCUGGUCCGGAAUCUAUUGGAAUCGUUGCAAUUUCUCAUGGUUGCCCUGGUGUGGCAGCUAGAGCAUGCGGCCUAGUGGGUCUAGAACCUACAAGGGUUGCAGAAAUCCUUAAAGAUCGGCCCUCGUGGUAUCGUGAUUGCCGAGCUGUGGAUAUUCUGAACGUGCUCCCCACAGCAAAUGGUGGAACCAUUGAGCUGCUUUACAUGCAGCUAUAUGCGCCAACAACAUUGGCUCCUGCGCGGGACUUAUGGUUGUUGCGCUACACAUCUGUUUUAGAAGAUGGAAGCCUAGUGAUAUGUGAGAGGUCCCUUAAAAAUACACAGAAUGGUCCAAGCAUGCCUCCUGUGCAGCAUUUUGUCCGAGCUGAGAUGCUUCCCAGUGGGUACUUGAUAAGACCUUGUGAAGGAGGUGGUUCCAUAAUCCACAUUGUUGAUCAUAUGGAUUUAGAGCCAUGGAGUGUUCCUGAAGUAUUGCGUCCACUGUAUGAAUCAUCAACAAUGCUGGCUCAGAAGACAACAAUGGUGGCCCUACGUCACUUGAGGCAGAUUUCACAUGAAGUUUCUCAGUCUAAUGUCACUGGGUGGGGUAGACGACCGGCAGCACUUCGAGCACUUGGUCAAAGAUUGAGCCGGGGUUUCAAUGAGGCACUCAAUGGGUUUAGUGAUGAGGGAUGGUCAAUGAUUGGCAAUGACGGUGUUGACGAUGUUACAAUUCUAGUGAAUUCAUCGCCUGACAAAUUAAUGGGUCUGAAUCUAUCAUUUGCCAAUGGAUUUCCAUCUGUCAGUAAUGCAGUCUUAUGUGCUAAAGCUUCAAUGCUAUUACAAAAUGUGCCUCCAGCCAUUCUACUAAGGUUUCUACGGGAGCAUAGAUCAGAAUGGGCAGACAACAACAUGGAUGCUUACUCAGCUGCUGCUAUCAAAGUUGGCCCUUGUAGUUUUGCAGGAUCUCGGGUUGGAAAUUACGGGGGUCAAGUAAUUCUUCCUCUAGCCCACACUAUUGAGCACGAGGAGUUUCUGGAAGUCAUUAAAUUGGAAGGAAUUGCUCAUUCUCCAGAAGACACAAUAAUGCCUAGAGAAGUGUUUCUUUUACAACUGUGCAGUGGAAUGGAUGAGAAUGCUGUUGGUACCUGUGCUGAGCUUAUAUUUGCUCCAAUUGAUGCAUCUUUUGCUGAUGAUGCCCCCCUUCUGCCUUCUGGAUUUCGCAUUAUUCCUCUUGAUUCGGGAAAGGAAGUGGUCAACCCAAAUCGCACCCUUGACCUGGCAUCUGCCCUUGAUAUUGGCCCUGCUGGAAACAAAUCUUCAAAUGAUAGUUCUGGAAAUUCUGGCUGUAUGAGAUCAGUGAUGACAAUAGCAUUUGAAUUUGCUUUUGAAAGUCAUAUGCAAGACCAUGUAGCAUCUAUGGCACGGCAAUAUGUUCGCAGCAUUAUAUCGUCUGUCCAAAGGGUAGCAUUGGCACUUUCACCUUCUAAUUUGAGUUCACAAGCUGGCCUUAGGACACCACUUGGUACUCCUGAAGCUCAAACGCUUGCUCGUUGGAUCUGUAACAGUUAUAGGUGCUUCUUGGGUGCUGAGUUACUUAAAUCUAAUAAUGAGGGGAACGAAUCUUUACUCAAGUCCUUGUGGCAUCACUCCGAUGCAAUACUAUGCUGCACUCUAAAGGCAAUGCCCGUGUUCACUUUUGCAAACCAGGCAGGGCUUGACAUGCUGGAGACUACCUUAGUUGCUUUACAGGAUAUAGCAUUGGAGAAAAUAUUUGAUGACCAUGGCCGAAAGAUUCUGUGCUCGGAGUUUCCUCAAAUUAUACAACAGGGUUUUGCAUGUCUUCAAGGUGGUCUUUGUCUCUCAAGCAUGGGGAGACCUAUUUCAUAUGAAAGAGUAGUGGCUUGGAAGGUGCUGAAUGAAGAAGAGAAUGGUCAUUGUAUUAGUUUUAUGUUUGUGAACUGGUCUUUUGUUUGACAUUGUUAAGACUUGUUUUGUUGACAUUGUUAUUAGAGAAUAGGAUUCAAAGUGUUAAAGAGGAAGCACUCUUAUUAAGACGUGUUUUGUUGCUUGGUGUUUUGCUAUAUUUGCUGCAAAAACUUGGAUUGCAUGUAAAAACCUAACUACUUAUGUAUUAACCUAUGUUACUUCUUUACUUAUAA